Messenger RNA from Triplophysa dalaica, 3878 nucleotides. RefSeq names its product von Willebrand factor A domain-containing protein 5A-like. Lineage: Eukaryota; Metazoa; Chordata; Actinopteri; Cypriniformes; Nemacheilidae. The transcript is spliced from 25 exons. The record is from RefSeq and is a predicted model, not a curated record. Bases 260 to 2962 code for a protein of 900 amino acids.
UCUAUCUUUAUUGUGAAUAUAUCACUGCUUUUGACAAAAUCUUCAUAAUUUAAAUGAAUUGAAUAUGAAAUGUAAACUUGAGUUAACGUUAUGUGGAAUAUUCGACAAAGAAGUCAAGUAGGUUUUCUUCAUAAUGAAAAUCGGCCUAGUUUUGAAUCUGUGGGUGUUUUCAGUGGUUUGACUUCCCCGCACUGAGUGUCUCUGAGGAGAUUCAAUGACGUUAGUUUAUCUUCAGUAAAACCUGUUAAGAAGCAACAACAUGGAGAACUCUGGUCUUGUAACGAGAACAAAUGUGCCAGUUCCUCUGAAGAGCAUCUCAGUGGAUGUGCAGGUCAAGGGUCAUGUAGCCACAGUCACCUCCACUCUGCAGUAUGUGAAUGAGGAAGAUCGCCCCCUGGAGGCCUUGUUUGUGUUCCCUCUGCCUGCUGAUGCUGCUGUCUGUCACUUCAGUGCUAAGAUCGGAGAACACGAGAUUGUGGGAGAGGUGCAAGAAAAACAAACCGCGAGAGAUCAGUAUGAUGAUGCUGUGAGUUCAGGUCAGGAGGCGUUUCUGUUGGAAGAGAGUGAAGAAAGUUCUGAUGUGUUCAAACUGAGUGUUGGGUGUCUGUCACCGGGUCAGAACGCCGCCAUCAGCAUCACAUACAUCACUGAACUCUCUGUGCAGGCCGACCACGCGCUGCGCUUCUGUCUGCCUGCUGUCCUCAACCCCAGAUACACACCAGCAGGUUCAGCUGCUGGAUUAGUUUCAGAGAUUUCAUCAGUACGUGACUCUGUUCCCUACACUCUGACUCUCAGUGUUCAUGUGAGCUCUCCAAACCCCAUCUCCAAACUAGAGUCCAAGUGCACUCUGGAUCCUCUAGUGUUCCUCAACUCGGAUCACACUCUCGCUACGGUGAAUCUGAGUUCUGGUCACAAGUUUGAUAAAGAUGUUGAGUUGUUUGUGUACUAUGAGAAUACCCAUCAGCCCACUGCUAUAGUGGAGGCAGGAGUGACCACUGCACAAGCAGGUUCUCUGAUGAGUGAUCCAGUGGUGAUGAUCAGUUUGUACCCAGAAUUCCCAAAGAAAGUGAUGUCAUCAUUAACAGCUCAAGGAGAGUUUGUUUUUGUGAUUGACAGAUCAGGCAGUAUGGACUGUGCGAUGCAUCGUGGUGAAGGAGCACAUGGAAAUAGGCGUAUAGAAAGUGCAAAGGAAACUCUGCUGUUACUGUUGAAGAGUCUGCCCAUGGGCUGUUACUUCAAUAUCUAUGGAUUUGGCUCCAGUUAUGACUCCUUCUUCCCUCAGAGUGUUGUGUACAAUCAGGACACAAUGGAUCAGGCACUGAAGAAAGUCAAUGAAAUGGGCGCAGACAUGGGCGGCACAGAGAUUCUACAGCCUCUGAAACACAUCUACAGUCAACCCUGUUACCCUGAACACCCCAGACAGUUGUUUGUCUUCACUGAUGGAGAGGUGGGGAACACAAAAGAGGUUCUGGAUCUUGUCAGAAACCAUUCUCAGUCUCACAGGUGUUUCUCAUUCGGGAUUGGUGAGGGUGCGAGUACCGCCCUCAUCACAGGAUUGGCCAGAGAGGGAUGUGGCCAUGCCCAGUUCAUCACCGGCACUGACCGCAUGCAGCCCAAAGUGAUGCAGUCUCUCAGGUUUGCUCUGCAGCCUGUAGUGAACAAGAUCUCUGUGCAGUGGAAAGUUCCAGACGGCAUUACUGUUGACACUCUGUCCCCACCCAUCAAUGUCAUCUUCCAGGGUCAAAGGUCACUCAUUUAUGCCCAGAUUAAAGGACAGAGUUCAGAAAGCUCUGAAGGAUCAGUGAUGAUACAAUACAACCUGAAAGAUCAACCAGUGACAAACCAGCUUCACUUCUGCCUCAAACCAACUGAGGACACUGGGUUGAUGAUCCACCGUCUGGCGGCUCGGUCUCUGAUUGGUUGUCUGGAGCAGGAGGAGAGGGCAGGAGGUGCAGAGGUGGAGUCUAUCAAGAGCAAGAUGGUGAAGCUCAGUGUUGAAGCAGGAGUGAACAGUGUUCAUACAGCCUUCAUUGCCAUUAAUAAACACAACAGAGAGACUGUGAAAGGACCUCUCAUACAGACAAGAAUACCAACACAAGUCCUGCAAAUGUGUGUGAGGCUAAUGAAAAUGAUGUGCCCAAUUAGUCCUCCUCCAUGUCGUGCAGCGAUGCCCAGGUGGUGCCGAAUGGCUGCUUCUCCCGUGGCUCCUUCUCCAGGUAGUGCAGAGACUUGGUGCUUGGAGCCUUAUGAAUACUUUUCAGAUGAUGAUCAGUAUCAACCCCCGAUGGCAGGAUUACCUGAAUAUUUGGGAGGUUUUCAGCAUUCGGUAAGACGUGGUUGUGGGAUGGCGAGGUCCUCAAUGCUUUCUAAUGCAGGGUAUGAUUUUGUACGCGAGCGUGGUGAAUGUGGAAUCGUAUCAAAUGGUAUUCAUGAAGAACUGGACACACAAAUGUUAGAGGCUCUUCAGCAUGACUCUCGUUUGAAAUGCAGCCUGGCUGAUCUACCACCGUUACAAACAAAAAACAGCGGAAUAAUAAAAAAGGUCAAGAGUUUGUUUCGCCGUAAUUCUAAACAGAAGUCUAUGUCAUCUGUCCAGACAAACGUUCAUAGAGAACAAGAAGAAUGUGAGCCUCAGAAGGACUCUUUUCUUCAGCUGGUGUCUCUUCAAAAGGCUUCGGGCUGCUGGGAUCUGAACUCUGCGCUGGCACAAGUGUUUGGAAAGACAGAAGAUGAGCUGACCAAUCAGAAACCAGUACAGGUGGAUGGCUCAGUGUGGGCCGCUCUACUGGCUCUCAUCUGGUUAUACGGAUAUAAAAUCCAGCAACAAGAUGAGUGGCAGUUUGUGGCCAUGAAGGCGUCAUCAUGGAUCCGCUCUCAGAACGUGGGCGGUCUGUCUCAGUGUGUGUGUGAUGGGAAUGUUCUGCUGGGAUGUCACGUGACUCAAGAGAUUUUGGGAAUCUGAAGACUUCAGUGUUUCUACCUCAUGUCCUGUCAGAAGGCCAAAGAACUCAUGCGGUUCAUUUAGUUUAUAUUUUUAGUUGUAAGAGUUGAAUACCAUCCUCAAACUCAGCUCAGUCUGACUUCAAGUCAUAGUACAGGCUCUUGUCCUGUCCAGACUGGACUAAUGCAAUGCGCUACUUGGUGGACUUCCAGCUUGCACAACCAAACCUCUACAGAUAAUCCAGAAUGGCGCGGCAAGAGUUUUCUUUAAUGAACUGAAGAGAGCACACGUCACUCCUCUAUUCAUUAAGCUACAUUGGCUCCCUAUAGUCGCUCGCAUCAAAUUGAAGACUCUGCUCCUGGCCUACAAGACCACCAGUGGUUCGGCACCACCUUAUCUUCACUCACUAAUACAGAUUUAUGUAAUCUCUCUCACGUACCUUCUUUUGAUCGGUUCCACCUAUGUGGAAUGUUCUGCCCGCUGCUACAAGAUCUGCAGAUUCGGUUGCCAUCUUUAAGAAACGUCUGCAAACACAUCUCUUCCGUCAACACCUGACUGAUCAAUUCUGACUUCUAUUUCAUCUCUACUUUAAAAAAAAAAAAACCUCCAACUUAGCUCUGUAUACUGAGACUAGUCUUCUUUUUUUGUUGUACUUAUGCUGUCGCAAUUGCUUCCAUUGUUUACCCCACCUGUAAGUCGCUUUGGAUAAAAGCGUCUGCUAAAUGUAAACGUAAAUGACUUCAACAGGUGUUAUUACAGCAUCCUAACUCCUUCAUAACAUUGUCUUACUUGUGUCAUUUGUAAAACAUUAAGAAGUGAACCGAAACCCAUAUCUACUUGUGAAGAGAAUAAUAAUAUACCGAAUAAGACUCAUUGUAACACAAGCUAUCCAUUAACACUGACUAAUCUCAAAAUAAAAACAUUCACAGUAACAUUA